Acanthamoeba castellanii str. Neff is the source of this 1221-nucleotide messenger RNA. Its product is annotated as SPRY domain containing protein. Gene Ontology annotation, molecular function: protein binding. The transcript has 9 exons. NCBI's taxonomy places the organism in Eukaryota, Discosea, Longamoebia, Acanthamoebidae. The coding region runs from base 1 to 1221 and encodes 406 amino acids. The record is from RefSeq and is a predicted model, not a curated record.
AUGGGAAAUGGAGGAUCUGCGCCCGCUUCAUCCAAGGGCACGAUGACCAGCGCCUUCCUCACCUCCCAACACGGCGCGUCAUUUGUCUCGACUCUGCUCACCAAAAAGGGCAAGGACUCUGCUCUGCCCGACGGCACCCUUCUCACGCACGCCAACGUCGUCGGGCUCUAUCAACGCUACGUCGACCUUUACGCCGCCAGCGAGACCAGGUCACGAGAGGUGGCCAAGGCCAAAGACCUCUGCUUCCAGUUCCUGUGCUCCCACUUGGCCGAGGUGCUGGCCUCGGACGCCAGGCAGUCCAUCUUCGAGCUCUCUGCCAAAGCUCUGAAGAAGCUGCUGAAGAACGACGAGUUGGCGAUGGGAAGCGAGUUCAUGCUCUACAUCCUGGUCGGUGUGUGGGCGGACAGGCAGGUGACCCUGGCCGCAGGCGAAGAGUGGAGCUUUCCUGACGUCGCCGCCGAGGCCGGCGCAGAGACCGAGAUGGAGGUGGAGAUCCCCGAUUGGAAGUUCGACAAGGACUACACCCUCAAGCUGCGCGACGCCAUGGCCCCGCUGCUGCCGCACAUCCGCUUCCCGCUCAUGUCGGUUAAGCACCUGGCGGCCAUCGAGGAAGAGGGCACGCUGGUGCCCCUCUCCUACAUCACCGAGGCCUACCGACACAAGGCGCUGAUGGGCAUGGACGUGUACACGCCGGACGUGAAGAACAAUCCGCGACUCAGGGGCCGGCGCUACGAAACCGUGGCCGUGUGGGAUCCCUCGUGGCACGGCCAGCACGUCACGGUGAGUGCCGAUGGCAAGACCGUGUCAAAGUCGCAGGCCUACUGGUACUGCCUCGCUAUGGCCAAGGAGGGAUACAGCUCGGGGCGACACGCGUGGGCGAUCAAGGUCAACGGCGAUGAGGCCUACAUCGGGGUGGCGCGCAAGGAACUUACCCAGUUGGAUAAUUACCUGGGCGCCGAUGCCAACUCAUGGUCGGUCAACAACACGGCCUACGCGAGCAGCGGCUCGGGCAGCAGCAACCGAUCAUUCGGCGAGGCGUUUGGGCGAGGGGACGUAAUCGGGCUGGUGCUCGACAUGGUCGAGUUGAAGCUCACCUACUACAAGAACGGCAAGACGCUCGGCGAUGCCUUCACCAACCUUCCCGCCGGCGUCAAGCUGUAUCCCGCCGUGGGUUGGCGAGAUGGCACCAUGCAGUUCGUGUCCCCCAACUUGGAUGAGUAG